Molecule: messenger RNA, 1791 nt
Organism: Guillardia theta CCMP2712
Lineage: Eukaryota; Cryptophyceae; Pyrenomonadales; Geminigeraceae
Exons: 18
Coding region: 1-1791 (596 amino acids)
Biological process (GO): tetrahydrofolylpolyglutamate biosynthetic process
Cellular component (GO): cytoplasm; cytosol; mitochondrion
Molecular function (GO): ATP binding; tetrahydrofolylpolyglutamate synthase activity
Source: RefSeq, a predicted model, not a curated record
AUGGCCUGCGCCGCUUUCUCGGCCUCGCUCUCCUCCCCCUCGCUGUCUCGCAACCUCCUAGCCCCUUCCUCGUGGCUGACUCGUCACUCCGUCCAUCCUCUGCCCGCAUCCCGCCGCCAAAGUCUUCAACAGCCGCUCGCCAUGGCGGAUCCCCGGGAGGGAAAGCACGUCAACUCCAUGAACAGAUACAUGAGCAUCGGACCAUCUGAUGUCCGCGCAGUGCAAGAUCGAGCCGAUGGCGUGGCAACAUCGUUGGAGUGGAAGAGGACGAAGGAACAUCUCGAGCAGCUGCAGCUCGACAUUUCGAGACUGUCGGUCAUACACGUUGCGGGAACAAAAGGCAAGGGAUCGACAUGCAGCAUGGUCGAAUCCAUCUUGAGGUCCAAGGGCUACAGGACUGGCUUGUACACGUCGCCCCAUCUCAUUGACGUGCGCGAGAGAGUUCGAAUCAACGGGGACCCCCUCCCGCAUGCGGAGUUCUGCCGGUACUUCUGGGAAGUGCACGAUGCGCUCAAGAUGUUCUCCGACGACGAGCAGAACGAAAGUCAGAUGCCGGGAUACUUCAGGUUCCUCACGGUCCUCGCAUUCAAGAUUUUCCUGACUGAACCCAUCGAUGUUGCCAUCGUUGAAGUUGGUUUGGGUGGGCGGUUUGAUGCUACCAACAUUGUCGCUCCUGUAGCCUGCGGAAUAACAUCCCUGGGCUUUGAUCACACCAACGUGCUGGGAAACACGAUCGAAGAAAUUGCAUUUCAGAAAGCAGUGUCGCUGCCAGCGUUUGUUCUGGACCCCAAGCCUGACUCCUUUUUCCUCCCUCCUCUUCCUCCCUCCUCCUCGAAUGUUCGUGAGCUCAUUCCUACAGGGAUCCUCAAGCCAGGAGUGCUCAGCUUCACAUCUCCGCAACGGCCGAACGCCAUGAGGGUCCUGGAGCAGGAGGCGCAGAAGGUGGGAUGCCCUCUGCUGGAAGUUCCUCCCAUGUCCAAGUUUACUCGAGGGAAUGAGGCGAAUGCCCUGGACAUCGGGCUCAAGGGAGAAGUGCAGGACAUUAACGCCGGGCUGGCCGUUGCUCUUUCUAACGCGUGGCUGGCGAGGAACCAGGCGAAGCCUCCGCGAAGAGAGGAUCUCUUUGUCGUGUCCGAGGGUUUCAGGGAAGGGCUGAGGGGCGUGAGGAUGCUCGGAAGGUGUCAACGGCUCGUCUUCGCUCCUCGCUCGGGCCCCGUGUCGGGCAACGUCGAGGUCUCUUACUACCUGGACGGAGCUCACACGUUGGAGAGCGUCGAGUGUGGAGCGCACUGGUACGAGUCCAACGUGGGCUCUGCGCAGCGCAGCGACGUCCAACAAGCUGCCAACAUCCUCGUCUUCUACUGCAGCGGCGACCGCGACUACAAGUCGCUCCUCGAGCCCCUCAUCCAGCUCAACAAGCACCACCCCUUCUCCAAGGCUCUUACCCGUCCGCUCAGCCUGCAGGAGGGCUCACUGGGAGGUGAGGGCGUACUGGGACGAGCGCAAGUCACGUCCCUCGUCGACCGCAUCUCGUCCGAGGCGAACGACGAGUUUGGCCUCGCAGCGGACAGCAGCUGGGACCUGCGGGCCAACGGUGAUCAGCUCUUCGCCCAGCAGCAAAGGGGCGAGGCGAGCGGGUGCAGCGGCAGCGGGUUAGCAGGCAGGAGGAGGGAGUACAGCGUGUACAUCACCGGCUCGCUGCUGCUCUGCGGAGAUACGCUUGAGGAGCUGCUGAGCAGGACAAGUGACCCUGUACAGGCCAAGGAGUGGAUCCUCAAGUUCAGCCAGUAG